Chaetomium globosum CBS 148.51 is the source of this 942-nucleotide messenger RNA. RefSeq lists its product as uncharacterized. The coding region runs from base 1 to 942 and encodes 313 amino acids. Lineage: Eukaryota; Fungi; Ascomycota; Sordariomycetes; Sordariales; Chaetomiaceae. The transcript is spliced from 3 exons. The record is from RefSeq and is a predicted model, not a curated record.
AUGCUUCUUACAUCCAUCCUCGCCUUGGGGUCCGCCUCCCUAGUCGCCAGCCUCCCGCUGGAAGCUGCAGCCGUGCCACAAGGUCUCCGAGUCGUUGGAGCUUCGGUGUUGGGCAGUGGGUGCCCUUACGGCACUGCUGAUGUCCGAGCCGACGCAUCAAACACGGCUAUGUACAUCCCCAAGGUAGACCACCUCGUCUCCAGGGCUGACCUUUUCUUUCUACACAGAUUCUCCACGAUCAACGCCAACAUGAAGGGCUACGCUUUCUUGCCAGCCGGGACCGAGGGACAGUGCGAUAACACCUUCUCCUUCACUGGCGCCUCAGGCGAAGUCAACUAUGGCAUUGACUUGAAAGGGGCGCGGGAGGGGGCCUUCUCGCUCUCGGCCAACCCCAAUGUGGUGUCUUGGUCCCCUUGCGGCGGCUCCACGGCCAUUCUGAACAUGAACACACAAUGCUUCAUCUCACCUACGGACGACCGAGCACUUAUUGCGGUAGGUGGAAAGCAAUUCCGGCGCCAUGAGAGACAACCUAAUGCUGAUAAAAUGGAUAGGUCGACCGCGUCAGCAGCAAGCUCACCGUCCGUGUUGCCCUUGAUUGGAGGAGGUGUUAGAUUCCCCGUUGUUAAGAGUUUGGAUCGAGUUGCCAUGGAGCAUGGACAUGAGGCGCCCACUGCCCACUUGUAUUCCGGACAUACGCGGAUUUGUCGUGGCAAGGGUUUGGCUGGACAAGGAUGGCCGACAAGGGUGACGGGCCCGUGGAAAUCGAGCAAAAGUCAAAACGGUGGGUCUUCGCCGGAAAGACUCAGCUCUGAUUCGACACGGAUUCAACACGACGAUACGCGUAUAGAAAUCCCCGCCCCUGGAUUCCUCCUGGGCGAGCACAACCCAAGCCCGUCCUCAACACUGCCCGCCCUGGUGGCUCAGCGAGAAGACUCGCCCUAA